Molecule: messenger RNA, 1461 nt
Organism: Larimichthys crocea (large yellow croaker)
Lineage: Eukaryota; Metazoa; Chordata; Actinopteri; Sciaenidae
Gene: prkab1a
Product: protein kinase, AMP-activated, beta 1 non-catalytic subunit, a
Exons: 8
Coding region: 157-966 (269 amino acids)
Biological process (GO): signal transduction
Cellular component (GO): cytoplasm; nucleus; nucleotide-activated protein kinase complex
Molecular function (GO): protein kinase binding
Source: RefSeq, a predicted model, not a curated record
CGCAUGUGCGAACCAGGGGGGCGGUGUUGUGGAGCGUGAGCAAAUGUUUUGUUUUCUUCUCCGGUGAAAAUGGGUCUGAGGAGCUAACACGGACAGACAGCUACGACAGAAAACGUUUCUCAGUGACCUCGUACUGGCCCGCAAGAAGACAAAGCCAUGGGGAAUACAAGCAGUGAGAGGGCUGCCAUGGGCCAGGGGGAGAAGGCUCAGCGGAGGGACAGCCGAGGUACCAAAGAGGGAGAGAGGCCAAAAAUCCUGAUGGACAGCCCAGAGGACGCAGAUAUUUUUCAUGGUGAAGAUAUGAAAGCUCCUUUAGAGAAAGAGGAGUUCCUUGCAUGGCAGCAAGACUUGGAAGCAGAUGACAAAGGGCCAACUUUAGACCGACCAACAGUCUUUCGCUGGACUGGAGAUGGCAAGGAGGUCUACCUUUCUGGAUCAUUCAACAACUGGGCCAACAAGAUUCCCCUUACUAGAAGUCAGAACACCUUUGUGGCCAUUGUUGAUCUACCUGAAGGGGAGCACCAGUACAAAUUUUAUGUGGAUGGCCAGUGGACCCACGACCCAACCGAGCCAGUUAUAACCAGUCAGCUCGGGACAGUCAACAAUGUCAUCCAGGUGAAGAAAACUGACUUUGAGGUGUUCGACGCUCUAAUGGUAGACUCGCAGAAAUGCUCUGACAUGUCAGACCUCUCCAGCUCUCCUCCUGGGCCGUAUCAUCAGGAUGCCUAUGUUCCUAAACAGGAAGAGAAGUUUAAGUCUCCACCAAUACUCCCACCCCAUCUGCUACAGGUCAUUCUCAACAAAGACACUGGAAUUUCUUGUGACCCUGCGUUACUCCCAGAACCCAACCAUGUCAUGCUCAACCACCUCUAUGCUCUUUCCAUUAAGGAUGGAGUUAUGGUGCUCAGUGCGACACAUCGCUACAAGAAGAAAUAUGUCACCACCUUACUAUAUAAACCCAUCUGAUUGAGGACUGACUUUUUAAUCCUGUCCAAGUGUAUUAACUGUACACUGAGUGUACAAAAUAUUAGCUCCAUCUGUUCUUUCUGUAACAGAGAGAGAGAAUAGGUGAAUCCAGGCUACAUCGCUCAUACAUUUCACAGAAACAAGAGGUAAACAGCUCUGAGAUUAUAUCUUGUACACUCAUUGUACUCUGUUUAGGACGAUAAUUAUCACUCGGUCCGAUCCUACAUAAUCUGCCUUUUGUUCGUUCACCGAUUGCCCUCUGUAGUUUCCAACACUAUCUUUGCUUAGUAGACAUAGAGAGGCAAUAAUAAGGUUAGAUGCUAUGACAUGUCUGUGAGCAAAACAGACCUAAGUGUAAUAAGUAGGAUAGAAAAUGCUGGAAAAACUGACUGAAGGCCCUCAGGUAAAUGAGGUUGUUGUGGUGUUUCCCACGAGAGAGACAACAACAAGUGUCGCAGUCAAGAUUAUGAAUGUUAAAGAAAGGGAAAAAAAAAA